GCAGAGGCACACCGGGCUGGACUCCGGGCAGAGGCACACCGGGCUGGACUCCGGGCAGAGGCACACCGGGGCAGAGGCACAUCGGGCGACAGGCACCGGGCCCCGGGCGGGGCGACAGGCACCGGGACCCCCCGGGCGGGGCGACAGGCACCGGGCCCCCGGGGCGGGGCGACAGGCACCGGGCCCCCCUGGCCGGGGCGACAGGCCUCGGGCCCCCUGGCGGGGCGACGGGCCUCGGGCCCCUGGCGGGGCGACGGGCCUCGGGCCCCCAGCGGGGCGGCGGCGGGCGCCCGGACCCCCAGGGGGAACUACAUGUCUCGGGCCCUCAGGCGGAGCGGCGGGCGCCGAACCCCCAGAUGGAGUGACAGGUCUCGGGCCCUCAGGCGGAGCGGCGGGCGCCGGACCCCCAGAUGGAGCGACAGGUCUCCGGGCCCUCAGCGCGGAGCGGCGGGCGCCGGACCCCCAGAUGGAGUGACAGGUCUCGGGCCCUCAGGCGGAGCGGCGGGCGCCGGACCCCCAGAUGGAGCGACAGGUCUCGGGCCCUCAGGCGGAGCGGCGGGCGCCGGACCCCCAGGCGGGGCGACAGGCAUCGGGCCCCCAGGCGGGGCGACAGGCCUCGGGCCCCCAGGCGGGGCGACAGGCCUCGGGCCCCCAGGCGGGGCGACAGGCCUCGGGCCC
Molecule: messenger RNA, 678 nt
Organism: Staurois parvus
Lineage: Eukaryota; Metazoa; Chordata; Amphibia; Anura; Ranidae
Source: the annotation of a GenBank genome assembly